Messenger RNA from Aspergillus campestris IBT 28561, 472 nucleotides. RefSeq lists its product as uncharacterized. Bases 137 to 472 code for a protein of 111 amino acids. The record is from RefSeq and is a predicted model, not a curated record. Lineage: Eukaryota; Fungi; Ascomycota; Eurotiomycetes; Eurotiales; Aspergillaceae. The transcript is spliced from 2 exons.
AGCGAUCUCAGGCCCACGGCGCGAUGCACUUCAAUGCAUCAGCAACCCGCUCUCCCAUUCUUUUCUGCUGGAUCUCUAUCCGUACCUACAACACAUCUACUGAACCACUCCUGAUGCCCCGCUACAGCACCCCAUAAUGGCCAUCGCGUGGAUCGCCCACUGCCGCAAAAGUCGGACAAGAACGCGAACGGUGCCUGUCACAGAUGGCAACCUGUUGACGACUAUGGGAGACUGUCCCCGGCAAGGGAAUCUGCUGUGGUAUCGCUCGAUCGGCUACAAAUACGGCCUGCAGUGGUUCGUCCCUUGCCUGAUCACCGCCUUCGUCAUCGCCAUCCCUGCCCUCAUCCCCCAAAUCGCUGUCGGGCAGGCCCAUCGCAGCGGGUCUAUCAUUACAUUCAACUGCCGCUUGCAGCUGCAGUUCUACUUGGCGUUCGUUAUGUUGGACGCGGUCGCGACGCUGACAUCGACUUGA